AUGGGUAAGUCGAAGGAUAAGAAAGCUGAGCUCCAAGACCUCAAACAAGAGGUCAAGAUGGUGGGUCCUGUCCUAACAAAAGUGGGAAUCGAUGAUAUUUUCAGGACGAACACACCAUCCCGAUGGACGACCUCGUCCGACGUCUCGGCACCAACCUCGAGACGGUGUGUGAGACGAAAAAUAAACUAAAAAGGAACCUAUGAAUCAAAAAUGUAUAGUUUUCCGCUUGUCAAGGGAACUUUAUAGUUUCCGGCGGCAAAUUGGGGGUGAACUGACGUGAUGUUUUUCGACGUGAUCGCGAUCAUUUUCGACCAUCUCUCUACCUGUUUCCUAUUAAUCGGAGUGUCGCGGAACAAAAAAAAGUGAAAGAAAAAAUUCAGACGCCUUUGGCUGCUCAUAAAAAAAUGUUCCCACACUUUUUUUUUGUUUUCUAAGCGAGGACGAAAAUAUUCCCACAGAAUGCAAUUUUGAAUACGAUCGUACAUAUCGUCAUUGAAUGCACGUUUUUUAAAUACGAUGUUUGAUUUCACGAGAAAAGAAUCGAUGAUUCAUAUCCGGAGAAAACAAAUUUUUCAUUAAAGUUAUGCAUUUUUCUUAAUAAACAGCUUUGUGAACAAUGGAAAAACUUUUUUCAGAAAAGUGAGAAAUUAAAAAAAUAACAUUAAUAAAGCGGACUUGAACUCACAGUUUUUAUGAUUCACACAAAUGAUAUCAAAUAUCUUUUUUCAAGGUUUCUAUCAGUUUUUAAAAUUGCAUUCUAUCAUUGUGUGACCAGUUUUUGAUGAAUCUCUUUAUGAGACAAAAAAGCUCUUUCAAAAAAAAAAAUCAUUUUCUGGUCAACAAAAGAUGAGAGUUUCCCCCUUUUUUUCUCAUUUGAACAUAACUAAGUGGUAUCGAAUUUUGUUCCAACGCAACGCGCGGAGAGUUUCUUUGUUUUCACAGUGGCGCGUCUUUGUUUGAGAAUGGAAAUUUGUGGGUGUGUGCUCAAGUCUAAACGGAGCAUCUUUGUGUGCUAGGCAAACUCUAACUUUUGAAUCGUAGACAAUUGUUGCGACUUUGCUCCGGAGAGUUGAGAAGCUCCGGAUCCGCGUUGAAAAUGACUUUUGAAUAUUUAAAAGGGGAAACGCAAUUUUUUAGAGUUACAGCUUAUGUCUCCAUUCCAAAAUCAAACCGCGAUUAAGCCAGUCAAUCAAAAUUGAAAUUUUCUUUCUUCCACAAACAAGUUUGUGUAAGCAAGAUUGGUUUCAAAGUCUACAAUUUUGAAAUUCAUAUUACUAUCAAAAAAAUAAUGGUCCAUGAUUUCCUUUUGUCCAUAAUUAGAACAAGGUAACGGGAAUGAAUUCAAUCGACUUUUGCAGGGUCUUACCCGCGGAAAGGCCGCCGAAGUCCUUCAGCGCGACGGCCCCAACGCCUUGUCGCCCCCUCAGACGACGCCGGAAUGGAUCAAGUUCUGCAAAAACCUUUUCGGAGGCUUCGCCAUGCUCCUUUGGGUUGCCGACGAGCCAAAUAUCGAAAGUAAUGUUGAGAUUUCCAGGUCGGAGCAAUCCUCUGUUACAUCGCCUACUCUGUAGAUUACUUCACUAUGGAAUACCCGUCAAAGGACAAUGUACGUGAGAAUUUGUUCCGAAAUGCUUUCUCCAGUGUUUAACAGAGCCAAAAAACGAAAAUUCACGCAAAAAUGAGCUUAAUUUCGAUCGGAAAUGUUUAGAGCUUUCCAGAAAUUUGUUUCGAUUUCGUUUUGGGUUAUGGAAAAUAAUGAAAUACGAUUUAGCUGUACCUCGGUAUCGUGCUCAUGACCGUCGUCAUCAUCACCGGCUGCUUCCAAUAUUAUCAGGAGAGCAAGUCGAGCAAGAUCAUGGACUCCUUCAAGAACAUGGUUCCCACGGUGAGAACUCACAAAUUUUGCCCAAAAAGUUCCGUAUUCGUAUCGAACAAAAAGAGUUGAGAAAUUCUUUCUGUAUUUAAUGUGAAUCUCGAUUUCUUUCUAGCUAAUAAUCUAGAAACAUUCGAUUUAUCACUAAUUGCUUCCAAAGAAGUAGAAAUAUUCCUUAUUUCCAAAGAAACUGCAAAAAAAAAAAAAUGAAAACCAGAGAUCGGAAUCAUAAGUUGAAAUUUUAGAAACCAACUUUUUACUAUUGAUUUUCCUCAUUUAAGACUUUAUUCAGCUGAAUUUUUGAGAUCGUUGACAACUUUCCUAAAAAAACCUCAAAGAAAGGAAAAUUAAAUGAUUUUUGGAAAACUUGAAGUUUCGAAGAAAAGAGUGAACCAAAAAAAUUCUCUUUCUCAAAUAUCCGUACAUAUUCUUCGACAUUUCAGUUCGCCUUGGUCCACCGUGACGGUCAGAAGCAGCAAAUCCGCACCGAGGAGCUUGUUGUUGGUGACAUCGUUGAGGUAUUCAUCGAAAAAUGUGUUUUCGGCAUGGGAAUCAUGAAUUUUUCAGGUGAAAGGCGGUGACCGUGUCCCGGCUGAUAUCCGUGUUAUCUCUGCUUUCGGAUUCAAGGUGAAUUUUUCGGGGAAGAAAAUUUUGGGGGAACGGAAGUAGUUCUGUUAUAAUGUUCUUCAUAAACACUUAUAGAAUAGAAAAAAAUUCAUUGAUAGGUCAAUUUCUUAAUUUUUUUCAAAGCCUAACUUUAUGAAAAGGAUAUGGAAAAAAAGAGAAAAAAAAUUGAAAGUUUUUUUGAAACUGCAAAGAUUUAAUUGGAAGAAGAAAAUUUUCACAAAAAGUUUUUUUGUCCAGAUUUCAUAAAGUUGGUUGAGAACCCAAUUACCCGAUUUCUUGGAACGUAGAUUCAAAAAUUUUGAAUAAUUUAAGUUCGAAUCUUUUAAACGCUGUAAGGAUAUGAGAACAAAACAAAAAUUAAAGAUUUGAACGCUGAGCAAUUGGUAGAAGAAAUGACUUGCAGGUGGACAACUCCUCGCUGACCGGAGAGUCGGAACCGCAGUCCCGAUCGCCGGAUUGCACCAACGAGAAUCCCCUCGAGACCCGCAACAUCGCCUUCUUCUCGACGAACGCCGUCGAAGGAACCGCCAAGGGAAUCGUCAUCUACACCGGAGACAACACCGUCAUGGGAAGAAUCGCCCAUUUGGCCUCCGGCCUCGACACCGGCAUGACCCCGAUCGCCCGCGAAAUCGAGCACUUCAUCCAUCUCAUCACUGGGGUUCGUUCCCGAAAGGCCUUUCUGGAGUGAAAUGGAUGCCUUCAGGUGGCCGUCUUCCUCGGGGUCUCCUUCUUCAUCAUCGCCUUCAUCCUCGGCUACCAUUGGCUCACCGCCGUCGUCUUCCUUAUCGGUGAAUAUUCAAAGCCUAUUGAAGAGCGGGAAGCCCAAAUGGCUCAAUCUAGAAAAAAAAAACAACAGAAGUUUUUGCGACAUUAAAGUUUACAUAAUAGUUUGGCUUCGGAGAGCAUAUUUGAAAAAUUUCUGGUGCUGGAGAAAAAGUGAAAGUCCGUUGGAUAAAUGUGGUAGUUAUUUGCACUAUUUUUUCAGUUCAAGAAGCUUUACUGCAUAUUUUUGAAUGUCUAAAGUAAUUUAUUCAUGACUUGACUCCAUAGCCUUUGUUUUCUGUGUCACUGAAUGUAACCUGGUGUUGAUUGCAGGUAUCAUCGUCGCCAACGUUCCUGAAGGUCUCAUCGCUACGGUUACCGUAUGCCUCACCCUGACCGCCAAGAGAAUGGCCAGCAAGAACUGCCUGGUGAAGAACUUGGAAGCCGUCGAGACCCUCGGAUCGACCUCCACCAUCUGCUCCGACAAGACCGGAACCCUCACCCAGAACCGGAUGACCGUCGCUCACAUGUGGUACGACAAGGUGAUCCACGACUGCGACACGACCGAGACCCAAGUCUCGCAAACCAAAAGAACUGGACCCUCCUUCGAAGCCCUCGUCCGCGUCGCCUGCCUCUGCAACCGCGCCGAAUUCAAGCCCGGCCAGCAGGACAAGCCCGUUCUGAAGCGCGACUGCACCGGUGACGCCUCCGAGAUCGCCCUCCUCAAGUUCACCGAGCUCACUCUUGGCAACGUCGUUCAGGCCCGCGAGCAGAACACCAAGGUCGCCGAGAUCCCCUUCAACUCCACUAACAAGUACCAGGUAGAGUAGAAUGACCGAGUGUUGGAAAAAUUGAGAACGUCAGAAAAUACAUGAGGGAUUGAGGCCCUUAAGAACAUUACACAAUUUUUCGAGAAUUUUCAAAGUUUUCAAUUUUUAGAGACUGUCCAUUGAAAAAUAUUUUUCUUAUUUUUCGCUAAGUCGUUACCAGUAUAAGGUAGAUUACAUCUCGAAACAGAAAUAGAAGUUGAUUUAUAGAAGUUUAUUGAUAAAAAUAAAUGUUGAAUAAAAACAUUGAUAUUUUCAGGUUUCGGUGCACGAGAACGGAGACCAGUACCUCCUCGUGAUGAAGGGAGCUCCGGAAAGAAUCCUUGACGUGUGCUCGACCAUCUUCUUGAACGGCAAGGAGGAGGAACUCGACGACAAGCUCCGCGCCGAGUUCAACACGGCCUACCUCGAGCUCGGAGGAAUGGGAGAGCGUGUCCUCGGAUUCUGCGACUUCGUCCUCCCCGCCGACAAAUUCCCCAAAGGCUUCAAGUUCGACGUCGAAGAGGUCAACUUCCCGCUGAAGGGCCUCCGAUUCGUCGGUCUCAUGUCCAUGAUCGACCCUCCUCGUGCCGCCGUCCCUGACGCCGUCGCCAAGUGCCGUUCUGCCGGUAUCAAGGUCGUCAUGGUCACCGGAGAUCAUCCGAUCACCGCCAAGGCCAUCGCCAAGUCCGUCGGCAUCAUCAGCGAAGGCACGGAGACCGUCGAAGACAUCGCCAUCCGCCGAGGAAUCCCCGUCGAGAACGUCGACCCUCGCGAGGCCGACGCCGCUGUCAUCCACGGAUCCGACCUCCGUGAAAUGAGCGAGGACCAGCUCGCUGACAUCAUCCGCCAUCACAGAGAAAUCGUCUUCGCCCGUACCUCGCCUCAGCAGAAGCUCAUGAUCGUCGAAGGAUUCCAGAAGCAGGUUCAGCUUCUUUCUUUUUCUCCUUCUUGAAGCUAAAAAGAUAAAGCCUCAUUCUUAGUACUUCAGGGAAUAGGUCUAUAUAGAGUUUUUCAAAUUUCAGAUCUAGAGCUCUGAGAAGUUUUCAUAGCUCUAUGUUUUUCCAAUACAACUGUUUCCAGGGUCAAAUCGUGGCUGUGACCGGAGACGGAGUCAACGACUCGCCCGCCCUGAAGAAGGCUGACAUCGGUGUCGCCAUGGGAAUCGCCGGAUCCGACGUUUCCAAGCAGGCCGCCGACAUGAUCCUCCUCGACGACAACUUCGCCUCCAUCGUCGUCGGUGUCGAAGAAGGACGUCUCAUCUUCGAUAACCUCAAGUCCGUUUCGAACCCGACUCUUUUCACGGAAAGAAUGAGUUCAGGAAGUCGAUCGCCUACACACUCACCUCCAACAUUCCCGAGAUCUCGCCCUUCCUCAUGUACAUCUUGUUCGGUAUCCCGUUGCCCCUCGGAACCGUCACCAUCUUGUGUAUCGAUCUUGGAACUGACAUGGUGAGUAAGAGCGAGAUUCGUGAACCAGAUCGAAGCAAAGUUUUAGGUUCUGAAAAUAUAGUUUGAGUUUUUGAUGGGUAGCUAAAAAGUACUGGAACUUUCAAAAAAAUCUUUUUUAGUUUACCGUUUUGAAGAAAAAUCGUUUUUAGUGAUCGCUGUACAAGUUAGGAAAAAAAAAAUUAUUUUUCGAGGUCAUUAGGUCAUUUUCAUGUGAAUUUUUAAGUUAAGUAUAUUUUGAAAUUGAUGAAACACAAUUUUGGGCGCUUCUGAAGUAAUAUCCACAAAAAUAUUUAAGUUGGUUCAAAAUCGCAGAAAUCCAUUUAAUCCAUUUUGUGCACAAAAACGAGAAGCUUUUCAUUUAUUCUAAAAUGAAUCGCUUCAAACUAGAUUCAUAUCCAAAUCUAAAUUUGAAAAAAGUUCAUUUUUGUUCCAAAAAAGUUCUAAAGUCGAAACUCUGAACAUCCUGAUUGCAGGUCCCCGCCAUCUCGCUCGCCUACGAAGAAGCCGAAUCCGACAUCAUGAAGCGUCAGCCCCGUGACCCGAUCCGCGACAAACUCGUCAACGAACGUCUCAUUUCCCUGGCCUACGGUCAGAUCGGCAUGAUCCAGGCCUCCGCCGGCUUCUUCACCUACUUCUGGAUCAUGGCCGACAACGGCUUCAUGCCCUGGGACCUCUACCAGCUCCGUUCUCAGUGGGACUCUCGUGCCUACAACAACGUCCUCGACUCCUACGGCCAGGAAUGGGUCAGCUCUACCUUUUUUUCACAUUUCGAUUUUCUAAAAUCAGAUUGGAAACUCUUUGCUUGAUUCAAUAGCACUAAAGAGCCGCUUGACCCCCUAAGUGAUUGCUGAACUGGAAGAACACCUUGAAAAGCGUUACCAAUGUCCAGUUUAUUCGAAUUUUUUUUUCCAAAGAAAGCUUAUGUCGAUUUUGAUUGAUUUUCAAUGCAUAAUUACUUUCCGUUUGCAGACCUACGCCAACCGUAAGAUCCUCGAGUACACCUGCCAGACGGCAUACUUCGUCUCCAUCGUCGUCGUCCAAUGGGCCGAUCUGAUCAUCUCCAAGACUCGCCGUAACUCGCUCGUCCAGCAAGGAAUGUCCAACUGGACCCUCAACUUUGGUCUUGUCUUCGAGACGGCCUUGGCCUGGUUCAUGUGCUACUGCCCUGGACUCGACAACGGUCUUCGUAUGUAUGGUCUCAGGUAAGAGGGAGAACAUUUCGUUUUCUUUUUUUUUUGAGAAAAAAGAGAGACAACAGAUCUAACGAACAAAAAAAAUUUGACGAAAGCAGCUUAUUUUUAGGGAAAAAGUUUUUUAUUAUUUUUCAGUUUCAUUCAAUUUCUCGAAUCUUUUAACGAUAACUCCUGUUUUAGAUUCUCGUGGUGGUUCUGCGCGCUGCCGUUCUCGAUCCUCAUCUUCGUGUACGACGAGGUCCGCCGUUUCCUUAUCCGUCGCUAUCCCGGCGGUUGGGUCGAACGCGAAACUUACUAUUAG
Messenger RNA from Caenorhabditis auriculariae, 7013 nucleotides. Lineage: Eukaryota; Metazoa; Nematoda; Chromadorea; Rhabditida; Rhabditidae. The record is from the annotation of a GenBank genome assembly.